Messenger RNA from Pan troglodytes (chimpanzee), 4151 nucleotides. It is a transcript of the gene AFG1L, whose product is annotated as AFG1 like ATPase. Gene Ontology annotation, cellular component: mitochondrion; cytoplasm. Gene Ontology annotation, molecular function: ATP binding; ATP hydrolysis activity. The transcript is spliced from 14 exons. The record is from RefSeq and is a predicted model, not a curated record. Lineage: Eukaryota; Metazoa; Chordata; Mammalia; Primates; Hominidae. The coding region runs from base 225 to 1703 and encodes 492 amino acids.
ACUGCAUGCUGGGAGUCGUAGUCCCGGCUGGCAGCGUCCGGAAGGACGGGAGGGCACGGGAGUGCAGCCCGCCCAUGUGGCUACUGGAGGUCACGUUCCCUAACUGAUCCCUUGGUUCUCUCGGGUGGAGCCUUCAGCGUGCACGGCGGGGUUUGACUUUGCCACCGUCUCUCUUCUGGGUUCCAAUAAAGUUUUCCUCUUCCUCUCCUCGUACGGAGUUCAAGAUGGCGGCCUCCUGGUCGCUCUUGGUUACCCUGCGCCCCUUAGCACAGAGCCCGCUGAGAGGGAGAUGUGUUGGGUGCGGGGCCUGGGCCGCCGCUCUCGCUCCUCUGGCCACCGCCCCUGGGAAGCCCUUUUGGAAAGCCUAUACGGUUCAGACAUCCGAGAGCAUGACCCCAACUGCCACUUCAGAGACUUAUUUGAAAGCUUUGGCCGUUUGCCAUGGACCUCUGGACCACUAUGAUUUUCUGAUCAAAGCUCAUGAGCUAAAGGAUGAUGAACAUCAAAGAAGAGUCAUACAGUGUUUGCAGAAAUUACACGAGGACCUUAAAGGAUACAAUAUAGAGGCAGAAGGCCUUUUUUCAAAGCUUUUUUCAAGGAGCAAACCUCCAAGGGGCCUGUAUGUUUAUGGAGAUGUUGGUACAGGAAAAACAAUGGUGAUGGACAUGUUUUAUGCUUAUGUGGAAAUGAAGAGGAAAAAACGGGUUCAUUUUCAUGGUUUCAUGCUAGAUGUGCACAAAAGAAUACAUCGCCUUAAACAGAGUUUGCCAAAAAGGAAACCAGGAUUCAUGGCUAAAUCAUAUGACCCAAUAGCUCCCAUAGCCGAAGAAAUCAGCGAAGAAGCAUGUCUCCUAUGUUUUGAUGAAUUUCAGGUCACUGACAUUGCUGAUGCCAUGAUUCUGAAACAGCUUUUUGAAAAUCUGUUCAAAAACGGGGUCGUCGUUGUGGCAACAUCCAACAGGCCACCGGAAGAUCUCUAUAAAAAUGGACUCCAAAGAGCUAACUUUGUACCAUUCAUAGCAGUCUUGAAGGAAUAUUGUAAUACAGUCCAGCUAGAUUCUGGGAUAGAUUACCGGAAAAGGGAACUUCCUGCUGCAGGAAAACUCUACUACCUCACAAGUGAAGCUGAUGUGGAGGCUGUCAUGGAUAAGUUGUUUGAUGAGCUGGCUCAGAAACAAAAUGAUUUAACUAGACCAAGGAUUCUAAAAGUGCAAGGCAGAGAGCUGCGCCUGAAUAAAGCCUGUGGAACCGUUGCCGACUGCACAUUUGAAGAGCUGUGUGAGAGACCACUUGGAGCCAGUGACUAUUUGGAACUAUCAAAGAAUUUUGAUACAAUAUUUUUACGAAACAUUCCGCAAUUUACUCUGGCAAACAGGACUCAAGGUCGAAGAUUCAUAACUCUCAUCGAUAACUUUUAUGAUCUCAAGGUGCGUAUAAUUUGCUCUGCGUCGACUCCUAUAUCAAGCUUAUUUUUGCAUCAACAUCAUGACAGUGAGUUGGAGCAAAGCAGAAUACUGAUGGAUGAUUUGGGGCUGAGCCAGGAUUCAGCAGAAGGACUCUCCAUGUUUACCGGAGAAGAGGAAAUCUUUGCAUUUCAGCGCACAAUUUCCCGACUCACGGAAAUGCAGACUGAACAGUACUGGAACGAAGGAGACAGAACCAAGAACAUGCUGCCCCCGCCCUUGCCGCCAACUCUGCCGUGAGAUGGACCUAAUAGGAAAUAGGAAAGAACGCCUGACAAGCCUGCUUCACAGGAAAUCUGAUUUGUCCUUCACUGAGCUCAUCUUUUGCUUCUUUGAGUAAAACCUGGCUUUACUAACUAUUGUCACAAAGUGGAUCUUCGGCUGUGGAUGAGUGUGAAAAACAGAAAAAAUAUAAAAUCCACAAAAUCUUGUGAAAAUUAAGCAUUUGGGGGAAGGUAAGGCAUAGGUGAGUCAGUCCAAUGAAUACAAUGGUCAACAUAAGUAAGCUCUUUGAACCUAUUUAUUUUCUAUUUAUUAUUAUUUUUAUUUUUUAUAUCUUGGCCACUCUAGCCAUCUCCUGGCAGGGGUAGUGUGGCACAGCAUGGCCCUAUUUAAUUUCUUAGUCAAUAAUCCAUCACAUAGUCUCUUUUAGAUAUUAACCUAAUUAAGGCAAGCAGGUAGAUGGAUGAGUACCCAAGCCGAGAGAAGAGUUUAAAUCAAGCCUUCUAUAAAUGAAAUGUGGUUUAAAGAUAUUUUUAUUGAAGUGAAACACAGUAAUUUCAAAGAGGUUAUGUAAUAGGGAGAAAGGAUGGGAAAUAACCACUUUGUGCUGGAUUGAAUGCUAUAUAUUUACAUUAGCUCAGUUAAAAAAAAUAGUCUUAGAAAGUGAAUAUUAUAACCCCUGUUUAAAAAUAAGAAAACUGAGUCUUGGGAAAGUUAAGUAGCUUGACCUGAGAUUCACAGUUUACAACUACAAAACUCAUAUACUAUAUUUUAUACCACACUGUCUCUUACUCUUACUAUUUAAAAAAAAGAGAUUGUUUUAAAAAUUGAUUCAUUUAACUCAGUGAAUGAAGUUGAAGAUAAAUUUACAACAGAACCAUUGAUUUGAACUCAGUGAAUAUAAAAUGUUUAACUUUAUUCUUUAGAUCUUAGCUUUUUACUUUUCACAUUCCUUUGGUAAUUAUUCUGUAUCUUAAUUUUUAAAAAAAUCAUGUGAAUGGACAGACAGAUAGAUGGACAGUAUGACCGAUAGACAGACCUGUCCCUGAGUGUGAGUGUAUGUAGAAGAGUCCCCCUGUCAAGUUAUGUUAUAAAAGUUCAUCUGAGGUCAGAUAUUGGGAAUAAAGUUUCAUUUUUCCAUUGAAACAAUCACGUAAUGUUAGUUGGGGUGCUGGUCAAACGCAUAGAAGCCUAUGUAAUUCUCAGUGUAGCUUCCCUAUAAUGUCAUUUUGGUACGAAAGAACUUAAACCCUGAGAAAAAAACUGUAGCUCAGUCUCCACCUAAGUAACUGGAGCAUGUGCCCACUUCUGUGCCCCCAAUCCGCAAUCUCCUUCCCCAGUUCCAGGGGCCUGCUGGGAUUGGCUGCAGUGGAAGAGGCUCUUUGAGCUGGGAGAAGGGUUUAUGCAGAAAGUGGGGCUAGAAGGCUUUGGCUGGAUCUCUGGAGGGGAGGGAGUUCCAUGGUGGCUGGAAAUCUCCAAAGUUGGUUUCAUAAAAUAGCAUGCAAGAAAAAAACCCAAGUCUUCAAGAAUAGCCAUCACUAGGAAACAGUAUGGUAGCUCUACUAAAAGAAAAGUAAUGCCAACAUGAAAAACAACCCCUAGAUUGGAGAGCAACAUUUCACUUUGUAUGUCUUUCUUCUGAGCCCUGCCCCUAUUACAUUCUCAGCAUUCCAGUCUUUCUCCAUAGAAGUCUCUCAGCAAAUGCUCUUUUUUUGAAAUGCUUUAAAUGUAUACUUUGAGACAGAGGUUUGAGCUGAGUACUGCUGUGGAAAGCUCCUGCUCAAUUCAAAACACAGACGGGGGGGAUGUCUUUAGAGUCAGGAGAAAACAUCAUGUGCCAAGGGUGCUCUCCAAACUGAUGACUAGUUCCCAGACUUAACAGAGGUCAAGCGGAGAAAAAGGAAAACUUUCUUUAGAGAAGAAAAAGAAAAAUCUUAUCACUUCUCAUAUUUCUUUAGGCAGUGUAUGAGCUUAUUUGCUGAUAUCACUAAUCCUGAGAUGAAAAACAGGAUGGACUUAAGUAAUUUUUAACCUAUUUCUGAGGCCAAAAAGACUGUAGUAUUAUUUUAAUCAAAUUUAUGCAUUUUCAGUGGGACUUCAAAUUUUAAUAAUAAGGCAAUACUUUUAUCUUCUUAAAGUAUAUUUCCUGUACUUAUAAGUGUGCAAAUGACAUAAUUUUAAAAUUAGUUGGAAUAUUGAAAAAAAUUAAAAUUUCACUUGUAAAAUAAGUGGAUGUGCUUAUAUCCAUUUAUUUAUUUAAGAAACACAUGAUGUUUUCUGUGUCCUGGGCAUGGUUCUAUGUGCUUUAUAAAUAAACUCUUUUGAUCCAUAUAACAGUCUUAUGAGAUAGGUGCCAUUAUAAUCAUUUUAUAGACAGGGAAGCUGAGACACAGAAAACAGCUAAAACAGAUUAAUGAAUUGCUAAGAUAUAACCGAAGUCAAUAAAAUUAGCAAAGUGCUAACGUA